CCAGGCCGCGCAAAGCGCAAACUGCUGGAAGACGUGCUACUGCCUGCACUUUCGUUGCCGCCAACAUCCCUGUUAUCUCCGGUCCACGUUAACUGUCGACUUCUUCUCUGGUGCCGUUCUGCGACCGCAGCAGCGUUGACAACAACAGCUAAGUGGCGGAUUCUGGCUGGGACGUGGGCUUGGGAGUCCGGGAAGGCGCCAGGGGCGGACAGAACGAACCCGGGAGCCCGCCAUCUCUCUCUAGCCAUCACUAUUGCAGUCACCCCUCCCUGAAGGAGGAGAAAAGCACUAGUGAGAGGCACUCUCUGUCUCAGUUCCCAGUCAGUUAGCUCGCUUCUGACAAAAUCGGAAAAGAGGACUGAUACAGUCUCUCGGAUCGUGAAAAAUAUCUGCCAUUGAACACUGCUGACUGUUAGUCAGCUUGUUAAGCGAAGGGCAGCUUUACUUCGGCCACAGAAGACCUGAGCCAUGUCUCCUCCGACCGUGCCUCCUACUGGGGUAGAUGGUGUGUCCGCGUACCUGAUGAAGAAAAGGCACACUCACAAGAAGCAGCGCCGUAAGCCCACUUUCCUCACUCAUAGGAACAUCGUGGGCUGCCGCAUUCAACACGGCUGGAAAGAAGGCAAUGAGCCAGUGGAGCAGUGGAAGGGAACUGUGCUCGAGCAGGUUUCCGUGAAGCCCACUCUGUAUAUCAUCAAAUAUGACGGCAAAGACAGUGUGUACGGACUAGAACUGCACAGAGAUAAGAGAGUUUUAGCGCUGGAAAUUCUUCCUGAGAGAGUUCCUUCUCCGCGCAUCGACUCUCGCCUGGCUGAUUCCCUGGUUGGGAAGGCAGUGGGGCAUGUGUUCGAAGGUGAGCAUGGAAAGAAAGAUGAGUGGAAGGGGAUGGUGCUGGCGCGAGCCCCCAUAAUGGAUACUUGGUUUUACAUCACCUACGAGAAAGAUCCGGUCCUCUAUAUGUACACCCUGCUGGACGACUACAAAGAUGGUGACCUGCGUAUCAUUCCAGAUUCCAACUACUACUUCCCUACAGCAGAACAGGAGCCUGGAGAGGUGCUCGACAGUCUCGUGGGCAAGCAGGUGGAACACGCCAAAGACGACGGAUCCAAGAGAACUGGAAUUUUUAUUCAUCAGGUGGUAGCCAAGCCAUCUGUCUACUUCAUCAAGUUUGACGAUGAUAUUCACAUUUAUGUCUACGGCUUGGUGAAAACCCCCUAAAUUUAUAGACCUCUUUAGAGGUAAAAUAUUUUACGUUCUCAAAAUUAGGUUUUUCUGAGGACAAUUUCUAGGUCAAAAGUUCCGGACAGUGGCUAAAUCGUAUUGUGCCUCCAUAUCUUAUAUUGACUAUUUCCCAGUUCUGACUCAAGCAUAUGUUGGUACUUUUGUUCUUUAUUUGUUUUGUAAUUGAAAAUUUAAAGUUGUUGCUAAGAGGGGGAAAGUUUGGAUUCACCGAAACGACUCAAAAGAAGAUAAACUCUGCAACGUGUCUUCUGCUCCUCUCCCCCCUUUUAAUUCUUCCAGUUAAUUAGUUUGAGAAUUUGGCAUUUUUCUUAGGAUGUUUUUCCUGCUCUCUAGCAGAAACUUUGAUGUAGUUUUUGCAGAACUGACCUACCAGAUGAUAGAGUUUUUGAUAAAUGGCACAGUCAGUCUCUGUCCUUCACUCUCACACUUCCUCUCACCACUGUUCACAGUAAACAUAGAUGUGCCGAAAAGUAUCCAUUCUGGUGUUGGUGGUCAUUUAUUUCCCUUUUUACUCAUAAUGAUGUUUUAUUGUAUUAAGGUGCUCUCAUUUCUGUAGAAAUGUUAUGUAGGCAUAUACUAGUUUUAAGAAAUAUUGCAAGGUUGCCAUCCACUGGUCUUUAAUGUUGACAGAAAGUUCCAUGAUUUUCCUGAUUACAUUCUUUUUGAUGUUUACCUGACUCAGUGAGAUUUUUUUCUCUUUUUUGAUUUGCUAAUUCCUAUCCUUUGUUCUUUUAUAUAUUCAGUUGAUAUUUUCCAUGUAAACGUGUAGGAAUCUCUAGUACGAAAGUGCAUUUAAACUUUUUUAUUUCAUGUGUUAAUGAAUUUUGCAUUGUUUUUAAUCUUGAUUUUAUUGUUCACUUUACAACUUUAAAAACUUUAAUUUUAUAAUUUUUAAACAUCUAUGUCUUUUUAUAAAGUUUUAGUUUCCUUUCUUUUUCAGGCAGGUGUCCCUAACCUCAGUCAAACCAAUAUUGACUUUGUUUUUCUCUUAUAAUCUUAAUUAUAUUUAAAUUUUC
Molecule: messenger RNA, 2258 nt
Organism: Rattus rattus (black rat)
Lineage: Eukaryota; Metazoa; Chordata; Mammalia; Rodentia; Muridae
Gene: Spin4
Product: spindlin family member 4
Exons: 1
Coding region: 469-1218 (249 amino acids)
Biological process (GO): regulation of DNA-templated transcription; gamete generation
Cellular component (GO): nucleoplasm; cytosol
Source: RefSeq, a predicted model, not a curated record